Messenger RNA from Elaeis guineensis (African oil palm), 795 nucleotides. Its product is annotated as heavy metal-associated isoprenylated plant protein 2. Gene Ontology annotation, molecular function: metal ion binding. The record is from RefSeq and is a predicted model, not a curated record. Lineage: Eukaryota; Viridiplantae; Streptophyta; Magnoliopsida; Arecales; Arecaceae.
GGGAGCUCCCAUAGCUCUUAAUUAAUUUGCUCUUCUUCUUCUUGUUUCUUUGGUAACAAGCUCUUUGGCCGGAGCCACCACAAACAAUCGCACUUUGCACGUGCAUGCCAGUAUGCAGGUGCAGAAGAUUGUGCUGAAGAUCAUCAUCUUGUGCUGCAAGUGCAAGGCCUGCAUCAUGAAGAUAGUCGCAAAAGUCGAUGGGAUCAUUUCAAUAUCUGUGGACGUCGAGAAGAAUACCGUGACGAUUAUUGGUGCGGUGGAUGCUGUGAUCAUUGUAAAACAGCUGCGGAAGGCCGGGAAGAUGGUGGAGAUUGAGAGUGUCGGGCCACACAAGAAGGAGGAGAAGAAAGAUGACAAGAAGGAUGGCAAGAAGGAUGGGGAUGGCAAGAAGGAUGGCAAGAAGGAUGGGGAUGGCAAGAAGGAUGGCAAGAAGGAUGGGGAUGACAAGAAGGAGUGCAAACCUUUGCCUCCAUGUUGUAACACAUGCAAGCCUGGGGGCAGUCAUGGCAACAUCGUCUGGAUUGACGAGUCGAAUAGGUGCACCAUUCUUUAAAGGCAUUAGCGUGAUCGUUGAUGGGUUUCAUGGCUUUUACCUGCUCCAAUCUCUAUGUAUCAUCCUUAUACUAUUAACACAUGCUGGAGUGCAAUCAGCAACCCAAGCUCAAAUAUUUGCUCUGGAAAUGGCCUCCCCUUAGAAAUCCUUUGUUCAUUUGUUCCUUUCGUUUGACACAACAAAUACUCGUCUACUUCUUUUAAUAAAUGGGUGGCUUUUCGAGCCUCCUUUUUCCUUCAAAA